GCUGCUGCCAUCUUGUUCCAUACAUCCCAUUCGUUUCCCUACAAAUGCCCUGUAUAUGCUACCAAUAUACCUCGCAGUUUUAAAUACAAACCCAUUGAAACGUGUACUAAAGUGUCCGCUGCACUGUACGGAUCAUUUCAAUACCACAUUUAUCAAAAUUCCUCGAGCCCAUCUAAAAGCUAACGGAUGGAAUUCCGUGGUAUAUCAUCUGAACUUGGGCAGAUAUGGUGGACGCGACAUUUCCACCAUUAUUUCACCGCUCUUGCCUCGGGUUGAUCUUGGUUGAACAGCACACGCAUAUUGCGCAUAGACGAGAAGCCGUGUAGGUAAUUCAUUGUAUGCAUGUACCGUAUGUGUGUUGUUGUGCCUUGCCACAUAUUGCCUGUCACGAAGCUACAUUGUAAAUCACACCGUGGCUUCAACUCACAAUCUAUGGCAAAAUUUCUGUCAACAUUACAUGCUUAUUGACGAAUGAUAACAUCCUAUUGCAAUCAUUUAGAUAUUUCCAGACUCGUAUUCUUGAUUUUUUGUGCGGAUUUUAGGGACUUUUUUAUGGUGGUGUCAUACAUCUCAUUUGCAUAAAUGGGGUUCGCCCGCUGUUCAGCAUAUACAGUGCGUGCUCUGUCGGCACAAAGGAGGGAUUCUAGGUCGAGCUUUGACGUCGGAAAUUCGGAAAGUUGAGGCGGGUAGUUGAGCGUGAUGUGAAGCGGCGGUUGCGGUGGAUGGAUAGGGAAACAAUACGUGGGACCAAGUGAUUGCAUUUAUGCUGCUUGGUCGAUUGAUCAGCUCUGUGCCUUGCAUGCCCAGGGACCUACCACAUGGCCUGGUUAUCAAUUUCCGUAAGUUAAGAGCAUAGAGACAAUCAUGGGUAAGAAGGAUCGAGACAGUAAGAAACCUCGUGGACGCAUGUCUGCCUAUGCUUACUUCGUUCAAGAUUCAAGAGCAGAACAUGGCAAGAAUCAUCCCAACAGUCCUGUCAAGUUUGCAGAAUUCUCAAAGGACUGCUCGGCAAGAUGGAAGAGCAUGGGUGAGAAUGGAAAGGGUGUUUUCCAUGAGAAGUCAAUGCGUGAUAAGAUUCGAUAUGAUCGUGAGAUGCAGUCCUAUAAACCUGCUAAAGGUGAGAAGGGUAACAAGAGAUCACGCAAAAGGAAGGACCCAGACGCGCCAAAGAGAAAUCUGUCAGCGUUCUUCAUCUUCAGCGGAGAGCACAGAGCAUCUAUUAAGAGUGUUCAUCCUAACUGGUCUGUAGGUGAUAUUGCUAAGGAACUUGCUGUUAGGUGGAGGAGUAUGGGAGCUAACGAUAAGGUCAAAUAUGAGAAUGGUGCUGCCAAGGACAAAGAGAGAUAUAUCAAGGCGAUGGCCGAGUACAAGGCGAAGGCAAAGACAGUGAAGCGUCAACCCAGAGAAUCUUCUAGCUCCAGCUCAUCUGAUUCCAGCUCUGAUGAUUCUAGUUCAGAUGAUAGUGAUGAAGAGUAAACCAUUUAUUCUCAAACUAGUGAAACCACUCACUGUAAUUGAGCGUUACUCAUCAACAGGUGACUAGCAUUGUUAAUCCACCAUCAUUUCAUUUGUGCAUAUGUUUUCCUAAAUUGUCGCUUUAGACCUGUUUUCUUCCUUGUCAAGGAGUCCGAUUUCUCUUUUAAAUUGAUCAGGAAUGAUGUUGUACUGAAGGGCGUGCAUAGUUUUAGCCACUGUACACCAGAUAGUUUGGAGGCUUAGUAUGCUUAAAUUGUAAAUGCUUUCUUUAAAUUAAUCUUGCCAUGAAUAGUCAUGUAUCCAUGGUAUUUUUAACAAUGAAGGCUGAUUGUAUUGUAUAUAUGCCAAAUUUUGUAAACGGCGAGGAAAAAACAUAGCACAACAAAUUAAACCCAGCUAAUCUGUUUGAAUUUUUAUAUUCCAAGGUUUUUUUUUCCUCUCUCAUAAUCUCAUUAAAAUUUUGUUUUAAACAAAACAGAUUUAGUUGGAAAUGGAAAAUAUUCAAAAAAAUUCUAAGAAGAUGAGAUUGUUUGCCUUUUCUGUCACUUGAGCUGAAACUGAAAUUUGGAAGUAAAUCAUAUCAUUGGCAACUCAGUUAAUAGGCAAUUUUUCUUCAGAGAGAAAUAUUGACCAUGAUUUUGAUAAGAAAUCUUGUUUUUGCUGGUUUUUAUUUGGAAUGACAUUCACCAUUGUGUUGUAAUGAAGCAACUCUUAGCAGUAUUAAGUAUAACAUAUUGGGUGAGACACACUUUAUUUGUAGACAUUGUUUUUUUUUAUCAUUUGAUGUAAGAAAAAGAAACCAAAGGCUUUUUCCCCUAAUUCGCCAGUUUUGUGGUAUAUCACCCUGCUUUGAUAUUUACUGAUAUUCAUGUAAACUUGUUAUGUAUUUAAACUGUGUGAUUGUUUUUAAUGCCUGUAUGUAUAAGCUUGUAAUUUGGCAAGGAUAAACAAAGUGAAAAUAAAGGUCAAGAUUCUACAUGAUUAUUGUAACUUUUGAAUACUUCUAGAUUGAGAGUUCAUGGAAAGUAUGCGCUAAUUUUUUUUUAAUUUCAUGAAAUUAGGAUAAAGAAAUAUUGUCUUUUAGAGAAAUGAAUGUCUCAAUCAAGUGAAUCUGUUAUUAUUAUGACCAGUCAUGUAGAAUAUUGACGUUAUAUGUGAGUGAGAAAUAAGAUGGGUCUGCAAAUCAGAUGUGGUCUUGUUUAGUACAUUUUCUUUCUGAUAUCAUUUGAUUUGGCAGUAUUUCUAUGCAAAUAGGGGAUUUCCAAAUCAAGUAAACUCAUUCUGAAUGCAUUAUUUUAAAGUCAUCAUUUUGAUCUUAGUUAAUGGGGGGAUGGUUUUUAGACAUGAAAAUGGACGAGACAGCCCUAGUUUUUAAAGGUUUUCAGAUAGAACUUUCAUUUUGUAUUCAGUUAUUAAUUAGAGACUUGAUAAAGAAUUAUGAUUAUUUCUCAAUUCUCACUCACUAUAUUGCAAUUUGCUAUUUUCAGCCUUUUAACUUAUAAAACAUUUCUUAUUCAUUAUUAUUUGAGAUCUGUAUGUCUUCUGUACGAUAGCAUGUAAUAUUUGUUUCAGAUAAAUGGUUUCAGAGCUUUAUUUUUUCACAGGGGAAAGGACAGGAAUGGAACAGGGAUGUAAUAUGUAUUGGGUUUUGUUUGUUUGCAGCAUGAAAAAUAAUGUCAACUAAAAGCAGUUUCAUAACAUUUUACAUCUGUUUUUAAAACGACAAGUGUGACUUUUUUUUUCAUUUAUCCAAUCAAUAUCAAUAUGUAUCACCAAAUAUACAUGUAUCCUGUUAAUAAAAAAUGAAGUAAAUGGUGGUUUGUAUAGUAUAACUAUGAUACAAGUUGAGAUAAAGAACAUUAUCUUAAUUCACUACUGGUCUAACUUUGACUAAAAUCUUCCUGUAAGAAACUUUUUGUGUUACCGUAUGUGUACAGUUGUGUAAAGGAGGCCUGUUGGCACAUUCUUUUAAAUUUCUUUCUGCUCAAGUUGUUAUUCUCUUUAGGCUUGUUUACAUUUUAGGGCAUGGGAGAAAUACAAUUUUUUCAUUUUCAUUUACUUUUUUUUUUGGGGGGGGGUGGGAUUAUUGAUUUACGAGCUGUCCUGUGUAAAUACUGAUAAAGGCAUUCAAAUGUUAGCUGUUUGUUAUUUGCAUACAAAGUCUAUAGUAUGGUUUGAAAAUAAAAACAAUGUCAUUUAAUGA
Messenger RNA from Lytechinus pictus (painted urchin), 3679 nucleotides. RefSeq names its product high mobility group protein 1 homolog. NCBI's taxonomy places the organism in Eukaryota, Metazoa, Echinodermata, Echinoidea, Temnopleuroida, Toxopneustidae. The coding region runs from base 865 to 1476 and encodes 203 amino acids. Gene Ontology annotation, molecular function: DNA binding, bending. The record is from RefSeq and is a predicted model, not a curated record. The transcript is spliced from 5 exons. Gene Ontology annotation, biological process: regulation of transcription by RNA polymerase II.